Molecule: messenger RNA, 3715 nt
Organism: Gallus gallus (chicken)
Lineage: Eukaryota; Metazoa; Chordata; Aves; Galliformes; Phasianidae
Gene: KPNA2
Product: karyopherin subunit alpha 2
Exons: 11
Coding region: 1757-3343 (528 amino acids)
Biological process (GO): NLS-bearing protein import into nucleus
Cellular component (GO): cytoplasm; nucleus
Molecular function (GO): protein binding; nuclear import signal receptor activity
Source: RefSeq, a predicted model, not a curated record
GUGGCCGUUGGUUCCCUCAGCGCGGCGCGAGGACGUGCGCAGUUCCCUCGAGCGGGUGCCUGCCUGAGGAGAUCCGCUGCCGGCCGCCUUUCCCGAGGUCGUCUCCUUUAAAAACUCUUCCCCCUCACGGUCUCCCGAAGUGCCGCUUCCCGCCCCUCGGCUGUGGUGCGGAGCCGGCAGCAGCCCCGCCCCGCCCCGCCGUUUCUGCUCCGCUCGCUGCGUUCUCCCUUGAGCGGCCGCGGUGUUUUUACCUUUUGUUCCCCCUCCGCUGUCCCGAUUACCUCAGCCGCUGCGGGGCUGCCCAUUUUACCCGCGCCGUUACCCCUGUUCUGCAGUACCAUGUUGACUUCCGACAGCUGUCCGCCUCUCGCCAUCCUUUAGGCCGCCGUCCCGCAUGUGGGAGAGGCCUUCGGGCUGCAGUGCCCGAGGAGGGCUGGUAGCGCUCAGCCCUCUCCCUGCAGCCCUCUCCCUGCAGCCCUCUCCCUGCAGCCCUCUCCCUGCAGCCCUCUCCCUGCAGCCCUCUCCCUGCAGCCCUCUCCCUGCAGCCCUCUCCCUGCAGCCCUCUCCCUGCAGCCCUCUCCCUGCAGCCCUCUCCCUGCAGCCCUCUCCCUGCAGCCCUCUCCCUGCCCUGCAGUACCCAUCCCUGCGUUCCAUUCUGGGCACGCUGCUCCGGUCCUUUGGCCCGCCAGGUGUUUUAGCUCAAUUUCUACUUCGAAACUGAUUUUUUUUAUUAUUAUUAUUUUUCCUAUUUGCCAUUUCUGUUGACUGUCGUGCUUUCUCUUCCCUUGACUUCCUUUCCCUUGCUUGAAUGUUGAGGGAUGUUAUAAAGAGCGGAACAGUAAGGCACAAAACUAGCUAUGUAAAACAUGGCUGGUAGUUCCUGCUUUGCUCCAUCUAUGUUAACUGCUGUGUGCAUCCCCAGGUCGGUACAGUCGGUUCAAUGCAGUGGUUUGAUUGGCAGGAAUUGAUGUGCGCCUCUUUACCCUGAGCUGUCCAUUAUAGGCAUUGAAGCGCUCGGGUUCUGGCAGCCAUGGUUCCCCGGUUGGGAUCAUAUCCACAGUAAUGCAGCGCUUCUCCUUUGUACUGCAUCCCCUUUAAAAAGCCCAAAUCUGUCCGUUUUCCAGACAUGCUACGAGGGCAAGCGUACUUUUGUAUUGUUUUGUAUGGUUUUAUUUUGGUCUGUACUAAUUGCUGCUCGGUUGCUUUUAAUUCCUGUAUGCCACAUAUCUGGGAUUGGGGUCAUGUGGGGGAUCUCAGGAAAAGCCCUCGGUGACUGACGGUUAGUGGUGCAGCAAUGAGGCUGUAUGUGAGGAAAUGUUGCGUUACUGAUGCAAAUCGCUCAGGACGGGCAGCAUGAGUGAGAAAAACCUCCGUGCUCUCAGCCCACUCCGGGUACAGUAAACCCGUGGCCGCCCCACCCAUUCCCUAGGCGGCAUGAAACUACAAAUCCCAGCAUGCCAUGGCCGUUAGUCCCGAGGGCUCCGUCCCCGCGGGCGGCGCGUUGGGUGCCGGGAGUUGUAGUGUCGUGGGGGGCGGACGGCUGUUUGAGUGCGUGACGUUCGCUGAGCUCUUCCGGGAGCACGGCGGAGAUUUUCUCCUUUUCAUCGCGAGAUGAGCUGCAUUUCAAACCGGCCAAUCAGAAUGUUGCUAUGGCUCGAACUGGCCAAUGGCAGAGGGAGGGAGCGGGAAAUUUAAAUCCCGCCUGGAGCCGCCGAGGCUUUUUUUCUCCUCAUUUGUCUUCUGAACACUAAGCAAGAUGUCUACUAAUGAGAAUACCAAUACAGCAGCUCGCUUGAACAGAUUCAAAAACAAAGGAAAAGAUACUACAGAAAUGAGAAGGCGGCGUAUUGAAGUCAAUGUAGAGUUGAGGAAAGCUAAAAAAGAUGACCAGAUGCUUAAAAGAAGAAAUGUUAGCACUUUUCCAGAUGAUGCCACUUCUCCCCUUCAGGAAAAUAGGAGCAAUCAGGUUUCUGCACACUGGUCUGUUGAAGAAAUAGUCAAAGGAGUUAAUAGCAAUAAUAUGGAGCUUCAAUUGCAGGCUACUCAAGCUGCCAGGAAACUCCUUUCAAGAGAGAAGCAGCCCCCCAUAGACAACAUAAUUCAGGCUGGUUUGAUUCCAAAAUUUGUCUCCUUCUUGAGUAGAGCAGACUGUAGUCCUAUUCAAUUUGAAUCUGCCUGGGCGCUUACCAACAUUGCUUCUGGCACAUCAGAGCAAACCAAGGCGGUAGUAGAUGGUGGGGCUAUUCCAGCCUUUAUUUCACUUCUGGCCUCUCCUCACAUUCACAUCAGUGAACAAGCUGUGUGGGCAUUAGGAAAUAUUGCAGGGGAUGGUUCUAUCUACAGGGACCUAGUUAUUAAAUUUGGUGCAAUUGAACCACUGCUGACUCUACUAGCUGUUCCUGAUCUCUCCUCUCUGGCUUCUGGAUAUUUACGCAAUGUUACCUGGACCCUCUCAAACUUGUGUCGUAACAAGAAUCCUGCACCACCCAUAGAAGCUAUUGAGCAGAUUCUUCCAACUCUUGUCCGACUCUUGCAUCAUGAUGAUCAUGAGGUGUUAGCAGACACAUGCUGGGCACUCUCCUAUCUAACAGAUGGUUCCAAUGACAGGAUAGAAGUUGUUGUGAAAACUGGAUUGGUGCCACAGCUUGUCAAACUGCUGGGAUGUGGUGAACUGCCAAUAGUGACUCCUUCAUUGAGAGCCAUAGGAAAUAUUGUUACUGGUACUGAUGAGCAGACACAGAUUGUUAUUGAUUCAGGAGCCCUGUCUGUCUUUCCAAGUCUCCUAUCUCAUCAUAAAAACAACAUUCAAAAAGAAGCCGCCUGGACAAUGUCCAACAUCACAGCUGGACGUCAGGACCAGAUUCAGCAAGUUGUAGAUCAUGGCCUUGUGCCUUAUCUCAUUGGUAUUCUGAGAAAGGGAGACUUCAAAUCUCAAAAAGAAGCUGUGUGGGCUGUAACUAACUACACAAGCGGUGGAACAAUUGACCAGAUUGUGUAUCUUGUUCAGGCUGGUGUUGUUGAACCUCUACUGAAUCUCCUUACCGCUAAAGACAGCAAAACUGUGCUAGUAAUUUUGGAUGCUGUUUCUAAUAUCUUCCUGGCUGCUGAGAAGAUAAAUGAGACUGAGAAACUUUGCCUCAUGAUUGAGGAGUGUGGAGGUCUAGACAAAAUUGAAGCUCUUCAGUCACAUGAAAAUGAACAGGUGUACAAGGCCUCAGCCACCCUGAUUGAAAAAUACUUCUCAGCAGAAGAGGAGGAGGACCAGAGUGUUGUACCAGAAUCUACUGCUGCUAGCUAUACUUUCCAAAUUCAGGGCAAUGCUCCUGAUACUUUCAACUUCUAGGCACUGCAUACACUGCAACUACCUACAAGCCAUUUGGCAUACAAAUGGCUGCCACUUCUGUGUCUUAAUAGCCCCUCUUUUUUUUUUUGUGACUUCUAGCACUUUGUCCAACUGAAACAUACUUGAACAGUUCAAAACUGUACAUAUGUGAAUUUUUAACUGUUGAAUUCAUUCUGACAUUCUUGUAAAUACAUCUUCUCACUUCUGUCUUCUGGCCUUUUACUGUCUCUGUCUUGCGUAAGAAUGCAAGUAGGUAAUAUGAGCUUCUAAGUGUAACCCCUUGCUCUGUGUAACAUAUUACAAUCAAAACACUGAGUAAGCUUUUAAGGAGCAUUCAUUUCAAGUUCAAUAAAGUGUUAACAGUACAUCAAA